ACCCGCUGCCCCGUGAGCUCACAUGGAGACUCCCGCACGAACUCGAACCACCUCCGCCUCGCCACUUCUUCCACUUUCCCAGUAGCCGCCCGCCGCCACCACCACCCUCUGCGGCACCCAAACCACGUGAGCACUUCCGGCCGCGCCGCUCGCCCCCAAACAGCGUUCCUCCUGCCGCAGCCGCCGCGCGCCUCCACGGCCCUCUCCCGACUCCGCAGCUCCCACCAAGCAUGAGGCAGCCCACCAGCGCGGGCGGCGACGCGGGGUUCGUGCGCGCGGACCAGAUCGACCUCAAGAGCCUGGACGAGCAGCUCGCGCGCCACCUCGGCCGCCCCGCGGAGCGGGGCGUCGGCGGCCCGGCCUCCGGGACGGGGAGCCGCCGCGGCGAGUCCGCGAGGCUGGGCCCCGAGGAGCUCACGCCGCUGCGGCGGUGCCGGGAGGACUGGGAGAUCGACCCCGCCAAGCUCGUCAUCAAGGGCGUCAUCGCGCGCGGCACCUUCGGCACCGUCCACCGCGGCGUCUACGAUGGCCAGGACGUCGCCGUAAAAUUGCUUGACUGGGGCGAGGAUGGUCAUAGGUCAGAACAGGAAAUUGCUGCACUCAGAGCAGCAUUUGCACAAGAGGUUGCUGUCUGGCACAAGCUUGAUCAUCCAAAUGUUACUAAGUUUAUUGGGGCUAUAAUGGGUGCAAGAGAUUUAAAUGUACAGACGGAAACUGGACAUCUUGGCAUGCCUAGUAAUAUUUGCUGUGUUGUUGUUGAGUACCUUCCUGGAGGUGCACUGAAAAAUUUUCUGAUAAAGAACAGGAGAAGGAAGCUUGCCUUUAAAGUUGUGGUCCAAAUAGCUCUUGACCUUGCCAGGGGAUUAUGCUACCUCCACUCUAAGAAGAUAGUGCAUCGUGAUGUCAAGACUGAAAAUAUGCUUCUGGACAAAACGAGAACUGUGAAAAUCGCUGAUUUUGGCGUUGCUCGAGUUGAGGCUUCAAAUCCUAGUGAUAUGACUGGCGAAACAGGGACACUUGGUUACAUGGCACCUGAGGUUCUCAAUGGUCAUCCUUACAACAGGAAGUGUGACGUUUACAGCUUUGGGAUCUGCCUGUGGGAGGUAUACUGCUGCGACAUGCCGUACCCCGACCUUAGCUUCUCAGAAGUCACUUCUGCUGUUGUUCGUCAGAACCUGAGGCCCGAGAUACCGCGCUGCUGCCCGAGCUCGCUAGCGAACGUGAUGAAGCGGUGCUGGGACGCGAACCCGGACAAGCGGCCCGAGAUGGCGGAGGUUGUGUCCAUGCUGGAGGCGAUCGACACGUCCAAGGGCGGCGGCAUGAUCCCGACGGACCAGACGCAGGGCUGCUUCUCCUGCUUCCGCCGGUACCGAGGCCCCUGACGCUGCUGCGACCCUGGUCGUGGUAACCUGGCGAAGUGACGGCUGUUGGUCGCUAGUAGAACUCGGUGUAAAAUCUAGUUGCAGAACAGGCUAUAAUAUAUAAAACGGAGAAGUUUCUCUCGGGUGUAAAUGAAUGGGCUGUUCGACGUCGUCCCUGUAUGUUUGCUGCGAGUUCUAAUGCCUGCUGCACGUUAAGGUCAGGCUUGGAGAGGAUCACUGUGGCCGAGGAAAUUUCGUGGCCGUGACGUGAAACAGGCUUAUGUACUCUUGGAUUCACCAUCUCUACUCUUUACAUACAUAAUGUUGAUAUAUAAUGAAUAACAUGGAA
Molecule: messenger RNA, 1710 nt
Organism: Panicum virgatum (switchgrass)
Lineage: Eukaryota; Viridiplantae; Streptophyta; Magnoliopsida; Poales; Poaceae
Product: serine/threonine-protein kinase STY13-like
Exons: 6
Coding region: 231-1382 (383 amino acids)
Biological process (GO): protein phosphorylation
Cellular component (GO): plasma membrane
Molecular function (GO): protein kinase activity; ATP binding
Source: RefSeq, a predicted model, not a curated record